AUGACAAACACACAGACAAACGGCACUCGUCCCAUCAUCGAUGAGAAGCCGAAUGGCACUCUCAACGGUGAUCAUCAAGAAUACCCAACCUUUUCCCAAGAAAGGCUCGAUGACUCCAUCAAGCGAGGCAUCGACCUUCAAGUCUUUCGCUACCCCUCCACUGGUAUCAACGUCAUCAUCGCAGGCGCCGGUCUAGGUGGUAUCACUUGCGCUCUUGAAUGCUGGCGCAAAGGACACAACGUUCGCAUUGUCGACCGCAGUCCCAGUCCGGUUUGGACAGGCGAUAAUGUUCAGAUCCAGCCCAGUGCCAUCCUUCUUCUGCGCCACUGGCCUGAUAUGGGCUAUGAGAUUGAGGAGAACCAGUACGACGUCGACAUGUCUUACUAUAGACAGACUGGCGAGCGUAUCUGGGGCCCAGCACCGCCUAUGUUCAAUGAUCCAGAGCAUUUACCCGGUCGUCGCGGGUUCCCCUCUGUCAAUGCCCACUCACGUAUUAAGUUGUACCGCGCGUUCUUGAAACAAGCGGAGCGCGUGGGCAUUCACGUUGAAUGGGGAUGCAAGGUCGUUGAGUACUGGGAGGAUGUUGAAGGUCGUGCUGGGGGCGUCGUUCUUGAGAAUGGCGAGAAGAGAACGGCGGAUAUCGUUGUUGCAGCUGAUGGCUUGAGGACCAAGAGCAUGACUAUUGUUCCUGGCAUGCCGGAUCAGCUGACGACGAGUGGAAAGGCCAUUUAUCGUGCGGGUUAUCCUGUUGAGCAUGCGCUUAAGGAUCCCACGGUUCGAGAGAUGUGGAACUUUAAGCCUGACGAUAAGCCAAUCUGGCAAUUCUGGCUUGGAAAUGGUUCUCACAACAUGAUGUGCUUAACCCACGAUCUCGCGUUCUGGAGCUUCAUCCACUCACACGCCGAAUCUGCUAGCGAGUCCUGGAUCCCAGACAUCGACCCAGCAGAAGUCAUCACCGAGAUGGAGAAGAACGACGCCGUCCAUCCCGCAAUUGCAGCCCUGAUCCGCACCGCCCCCAAAGGCUCCGUCGUGAACUGGCAGCUCAAAUUCCGCGACCCCCACGAGCAAUGGACAUCCCCCGGCGGCCACGUCGUCCAGCUCGGCGACGCAGCGCACGCAUUCCUCCCCACAUCCGGCAACGGCGCGACCCAAGCCAUAGAAGACGGCGUGACCCUCGCAACAUGCCUCCAACUCGCAGGCAAAUCCCAAGCCGCCAACGCUACAAAAGUGUACAACAAGCUACGCUUUCAGCGCGUUAGCUGUGGGCAGAAAAUGGGCUUCGUGAACCAGCAGCUCAAGCAGCACACGGAUUGGGACGCGAUCAUGAAGAAUCCGGCGCUAAUCAGAUCGCGAUACCCCAAGUGGGUUUGGUCGCAUGAUCCGGAGGCGUAUGCGUAUGAGAAGUUUGCUGAGGCGUUGACGCAUGUUGUCAGUGGGGGAAGGGUUCCGUUGGUGAAUACGAAUUUUCCGAAGGGGCAUAAGUAUAGACAUUGGACUAUGAAGGAGGUGCAGGAGCAGAUCAUGGCGGGACAGAAGUUGGAGGAUCUGCAGGAUGGGGAUUGGUCUUAG
Messenger RNA from Fusarium mangiferae, 1569 nucleotides. Its product is annotated as fusarubin cluster-monooxygenase. Gene Ontology annotation, molecular function: monooxygenase activity; FAD binding. Gene Ontology annotation, biological process: secondary metabolite biosynthetic process. The transcript has 3 exons. The coding region runs from base 1 to 1569 and encodes 522 amino acids. The record is from RefSeq and is a predicted model, not a curated record. NCBI's taxonomy places the organism in Eukaryota, Fungi, Ascomycota, Sordariomycetes, Hypocreales, Nectriaceae.